GAUAUUACAAAAAUCCGAGGGGCAGCUCAAUUGUAAAAUCGCAAAUAUUUGGGGAAAUCGCAUAAUUAGCAGAAUGCUGGAAGAGCUCCGAAGUUCUCUUCGGGCUUUCUUUCAAGUUUCAUUCCCAUCUGCCUCUCUGCGCACGCUGAGCUGUGUUGAGCUUCCGAAACCUCGUUAUCUACGGGAUUUUCAUCAUCUUGCGGGAUCAUUUUACCAAACACCAUGAAUAUUUUCGCUAAGAAACCUAACGCCAAAGAGGCGCUUCGUGAGAGUAAGAGGGAAAUGUCACAUGCUACGAGAGGUAUAGAGAAGGAAAUUGCAACUUUGCAAUUAGAAGAAAAGAAACUUGUUGCUGAGAUAAAGAGAACAGCUAAAACUGGAAAUGAGGCAGCUACUAAAAUUCUUGCACGUCAGCUAAUCAGGCUUAGACAACAAAUAGCUAAUUUACAAGGUAGUCGAGCUCAAAUGAGAGGUAUAGCGACUCACACGCAGGCACUGUCUGCACACUCUUCAGUUGCUGUUGGCUUGAAAGGGGCCACUAAGGCAAUGUCAGCUAUGAAUAAGCAAAUGGCUCCUGCUAAGCAGGCAAAGGUGAUACAAGAAUUCCAGAAGCAAUCGGCACAAAUGGAUAUGACUACUGAGAUGAUGUCUGAUGCUAUUGAUGAUUCCUUGGAUAAUGACGAGGCUGAAGAGGAAACUGAUGAGCUGACAAAUCAGGUGCUAGAUGAAAUUGGUGUUGAUGUUGCUUCCCAGUUGUCAGCAGCUCCCAAAGGAAAAAUUGCGGGAAAGAAGACUGAGGAUGUUAGCAGUUCGGGUAUUAGCGAUCUGGAGAAAAGGUUGGCAGCCCUCAGAAAUCCUUGAGCUGAAGAAGUUUCUUAUUUUUCUGCUGUCUGAAUUCCCAGCUGGCUGUAAACUGUAAAUAAUUCUUCCUCUAUAUAUCAUCUACUAAAGAGGUUUAGCAUUUGAUUUGUCUUGUAUUCCCCUCCCUCCUUAAAAGACAGUACUAUCACGGGAUCUCUCUCUCUCUCUCUCUCUCUCUCUCUCUCAUCAUGAUGGAUGUUAGUACUAAGCCUGGGAAAGACGAGAAACCUGUGCUAAAUCGAUUCUGCUUUAUAUUUGUCUCA
This is a messenger RNA of Malania oleifera, 1124 nucleotides long. RefSeq names its product vacuolar protein sorting-associated protein 2 homolog 3. Bases 223 to 861 code for a protein of 212 amino acids. The record is from RefSeq and is a predicted model, not a curated record. Gene Ontology annotation, biological process: late endosome to vacuole transport; endosome transport via multivesicular body sorting pathway; protein transport. Lineage: Eukaryota; Viridiplantae; Streptophyta; Magnoliopsida; Santalales; Ximeniaceae. The transcript is spliced from 11 exons. Gene Ontology annotation, cellular component: multivesicular body; ESCRT III complex.